Molecule: messenger RNA, 519 nt
Organism: Aspergillus chevalieri
Lineage: Eukaryota; Fungi; Ascomycota; Eurotiomycetes; Eurotiales; Aspergillaceae
Product: acetolactate synthase, mitochondrial
Exons: 1
Coding region: 1-519 (172 amino acids)
Biological process (GO): L-valine biosynthetic process
Cellular component (GO): mitochondrion; acetolactate synthase complex
Molecular function (GO): acetolactate synthase activity; flavin adenine dinucleotide binding; thiamine pyrophosphate binding
Source: RefSeq, a predicted model, not a curated record
AUGCUCAGCACUCCACUGCUUGAUCUUAUCCAUCAGUCCUUUUUUUAUCAAGCCCUAAGACCGAAUCGACCAGAGGCGCUUGCUAUCGAUAUCGACGGUGACGCAUCUUUCGCAAUUGCCUUGACCGAGCUGUCCACAGCCGCGCAGUUCAAUAUCGGUGUGAAGGUUAUCGUUUUGAAUAACGAGGAGCAGGGGAUGACUACACAAUGGCAGAAUUCAUUUUAUGAGGACCAACAUGCGUACACUCAUCAACGGAACCCGGACUUCAUGGAAUUGGCAAAAGCGAUGCGUGUGCACCACCGCCGGGUUAGUGAGCCAAAGGGGGUUGUUGACUCCCUGGAAUGGCUUAUUAAUACAGGCGGUCCUGCCUUGUUGAAGGUUACUACUGAGAAGAAGGUUCCCGUGCUUCCAAUGGUCCCGGCCGGGUGUGGGCUGCAUGAGUUCAUCGCGUGGGGUGUGGAGAAGGACAGGCAGAGGAGAGAAUUAAUGCGGCAACGAACAUGUGGCCUCCAUGGUUGA